UGAGGAUGUUCCUCAAGUGCUUGAUUCAGAUGUGCCUGGGUUAGUUGAACGCCCCAUCAACUUAUUUCUUCCGAAAUUAUUCCAGUUUUUUCAAUCACCACAUGCCUCACUAAGAAAGCUUUCAUUGGGUUCCGUAAACCAGUACAUUAUGUUGAUGCCCGCUGCAUUAUUUGCUUCCAUGGAUCAAUAUCUUCAAGGUUUGUUUGUUCUCGCUCAUGACUCUGCUGCAGAGGUUCGGAAAUUGGUUUGUGCAGCAUUCGUGCAGCUAAUUGAAGUUAAUCCAUCUUUCUUGGAGCCGCAUUUGAGGAAUGUAAUUGAGUACAUGCUACAAGUCAAUAAGGAUAGUGAUGAUGAAGUGGCUCUUGAAGCUUGUGAAUUUUGGUCUGCAUAUUGUGAUGCACAGUUACCACUUGAGAACUUGAGAGAAUUCUUGCCACGUCUAAUUCCAGUUUUGUUAUCAAAUAUGGCUUAUGCUGAAGAUGAUGAAUCACUUGCUGAAGCCGAGGAGGAUGAGUCUCUUCCGGACCGCGAUCAGGAUUUGAAACCUCGCUUUCAUUCUUCUCGGUUUCAUGGAUCAGAUAAUGCAGAAGAUGAUGAUGAUGACAUAGUCAACAUUUGGAAUUUACGGAAAUGCAGUGCAGCUGGGCUAGAUGUUCUCUCAAAUGUGUUUGGGGAUGAGAUUCUUCCAACAAUGAUGCCAAUAGUGCAGGCUAAGUUAUCAACUACUGAUGAUGAGACCUGGAAAGAAAGGGAAGCUGCCGUUUUAGCUCUUGGUGCUGUAGCUGAGGGCUGCAUUACUGGUCUUUAUCCUCAUUUAUCAGAGAUUGUGACAUUUAUUAUCCCCCUCUUGGAUGAUAAGUUUCCUCUCAUACGAAGUAUUUCCUGUUGGACGCUUUCUCGUUUCAGCAGAUUUGUUGUUCAGGGUAUUGGUCAGCAGAAAGGCUCUGAACAGUUUGACAAAGUUCUUAGGGGUCUUCUACGAAGGAUAUUGGAUACCAACAAGCGGGUGCAAGAGGCUGCUUGUUCAGCUUUUGCCACACUCGAAGAGGAGGCUGCAGAAAAGUUAGCACCACACUUGGAAAUUAUUCUACAACACCUAAUGUGUGCUUUUGGGAAGUACCAGAGACGAAAUCUCAGAAUCGUAUAUGAUGCUAUUGCAACUUUAGCAGAUGCUGUAGGAGAGAAACUAAAUCAGCCCACCUAUCUUGAUAUUCUAAUGCCGCCAUUGAUCGCGAAGUGGCAGCAACUUUCUAAUUCAGAUAAAGACAUUUUCCCACUGCUGGAGUGCUUUACAUCUAUAGCACAGGCAUUGGGUACCGGGUUUUCUCAAUUUGCUGAGCCCGUCUUUCAGAGGUGCAUAAACAUCAUCCAGACACAACAAUUGGCCAAGAUUGAUCCUGCUUCAGCUGGUGUUCAGUAUGAUAAAGAGUUUAUUGUAUGCUCUCUCGACUUGCUGUCUGGACUUGCAGAAGGUCUUGGUAGUGGGAUAGAGAGUUUGGUUGCGCAAAGCAGCUUGAGGGAUCUCCUCCUGCAAUGUUGUAUGGAUGAUGAUGCACCAGAUGUUCGACAAAGUGCCUUUGCACUUCUGGGUGAUCUGGCAAGAAUGCAUCUGUUAUCUACUUGUUUGAAAUGGAACAUCCAUCAUGGAUCCAACAUCCAUAUCCAUGCCAUGUCUUACACAAGCACUACAUGUUAAGCCUUCAUUUUUUAUCAGCCACUGGAUAGCCCAAUUGCAACCCUGGCCUGCAGGUGUGUCCUGUUCAUUUGCACCCUCGUUUGUCUGAUUUUCUCAAUGUUGCGGC
This is a messenger RNA of Vitis riparia (riverbank grape), 1802 nucleotides long. Its product is annotated as transportin-1-like. Lineage: Eukaryota; Viridiplantae; Streptophyta; Magnoliopsida; Vitales; Vitaceae. Gene Ontology annotation, biological process: protein import into nucleus. The record is from RefSeq and is a predicted model, not a curated record. The transcript has 21 exons. Gene Ontology annotation, cellular component: cytoplasm; nucleus. Bases 149 to 1696 code for a protein of 515 amino acids. Gene Ontology annotation, molecular function: nuclear import signal receptor activity.